Ogataea parapolymorpha DL-1 is the source of this 2580-nucleotide messenger RNA. Its product is annotated as Nitrate reductase [NADPH]. NCBI's taxonomy places the organism in Eukaryota, Fungi, Ascomycota, Pichiomycetes, Pichiales, Pichiaceae. Gene Ontology annotation, molecular function: molybdopterin cofactor binding; molybdenum ion binding; heme binding. Gene Ontology annotation, biological process: nitrate assimilation; nitric oxide biosynthetic process. The record is from RefSeq and is a predicted model, not a curated record. Bases 1 to 2580 code for a protein of 859 amino acids. The transcript has a single exon.
AUGGACUCUGUUGUCACUGAGGUGACCUAUGGUCUGGAGAUUAAGAAAAUCAAGGAGAUCACGGAGCUGCCUUUUCCAGUCAGGCAAGACUCUCCUUUAAGCGAGGUGCUUCCUACAGAUCUGAAGACCAAAGAUAAUUUCGUCGCUAGAGAUCCUGACCUUCUUAGACUUACUGGUUCACACCCAUUCAAUUCUGAGCCACCACUGGCAAAGCUCUACGAUUCGGGGUUUCUCACUCCAGUGAGUCUUCAUUUUGUGAGAAAUCACGGCCCCGUUCCUUACGUUCCUGAUGAAAAUAUUUUGGACUGGGAAGUGUCGAUUGAAGGCAUGGUUGAAACGCCUUAUAAGAUCAAACUGUCAGACAUAAUGGACCAGUUCGAUAUCUAUACAACCCCAGUUACUAUGGUCUGUGCUGGAAACAGAAGAAAGGAGCAGAACAUGGUGAAAAAGGGGACCGGUUUCAAUUGGGGAGCAGCUGGAACAUCUACUUCUCUUUGGACCGGAUGCAUGCUUGGAGAUGUGAUAGGCAAAGCCAGACCAUCAAAGCGGGCAAGAUACAUAUGGAUGGAGGGUGCAGAUAACCCGGCAAAUGGCGCAUACGGCACCUGUGUCCGCCUAAGCUGGGCUAUGGACCCUGAACGAUGCAUCAUGAUGGCAUACAAACAAAACGGCGAGUGGUUGCAUCCUGACCAUGGAAAGCCCCUUCGAGUAGUCAUCCCCGGUGUCAUUGGUGGACGAUCAGUCAAAUGGCUAAGAAAGUUAGUGGUGAGCGACCGGCCGUCUGAAAAUUGGUAUCAUUAUUUUGAUAAUCGGGUUCUUCCGACCAUGGUGACGCCAGAAAUGGCCAAAAGUGAUGACAGGUGGUGGAAAGACGAGCGAUAUGCCAUCUAUGAUCUGAACUUGCAAACUAUCAUUUGCAAGCCCGAAAAUCAGCAGGUUAUCAAGAUUUCAGACGACGAGUACGAAAUUGCAGGUUUUGGCUACAAUGGAGGUGGGAUCAGAAUAGGCCGAAUCGAAAUCAGUCUUGACAAGGGGAAGACCUGGAAGCUGACAGAGAUCGACUAUCCGGAAGACAGAUAUAGGGAGGCAGGUUAUUUCAGAUUGUUUGGCGGACUUGUGAACGUUUGCGACAGAAUGAGCUGUCUGUGCUGGUGUUUCUGGAAGCUCAAGGUUCCUCUUUCUGAAUUAGCAACGUCAAAAGAUAUUCUCGUCCGUGGCAUGGAUGAGCGUAUGGUGGUCCAGCCGCGCACAAUGUACUGGAAUGUAACGUCCAUGUUGAACAAUUGGUGGUAUCGAGUCGCCAUUAUCCGCGAGGGUGACGCUCUUCGAUUUGAGCAUCCAGUGGUGGCCAACAAGCCUGGCGGUUGGAUGGAUAGGGUCAAGGCAGAAGGUGGAGAUAUUUUAGAUAAUAAUUGGGGAGAAGUGGACGAUACGGUCAAGCAGGCUGAAAGGAAGCCGCGUGUUGAUGAGGAUAUCGAGAUGAUGUGCAACCCGGAGAAAAUGGACGUCAUUAUCAAAUACUCAGAGUUUGAAGCACACAAGGACAGCGAGACAGAACCAUGGUUUGCUGUCAAGGGCCACGUAUUUGAUGGUAGCUCGUAUUUGGAAGACCAUCCAGGAGGUGCCCAGUCGAUCUUGAUGGUGAGCGGCGAAGACGCUACCGACGAUUUCAUUGCAAUUCACUCAUCUUAUGCCAAAAAGCUGCUCCCUCCUAUGCACUUGGGAAGACUCGAAGAGGUCAGCUCUGUUACAAAAGUAAAGUCUGUCGAGGAAAAUGUCAAGCGAGAAGUUUUGCUCGAUCCGCGAAAAUGGCACAAGAUAACACUUGCGGAAAAAGAGAUUAUCUCUUCCGACUCGAGAAUAUUCAAGUUCGACCUUGAGCAUCCAGAACAGCUUAUCGGUCUUCCAACGGGUAAACACCUGUUUCUGAGGCUAAAAGAUUCAUCUGGCAAGUAUGUGAUGAGGGCAUACACCCCUAAAUCGAGCAAUUCUUUGCGGGGUCGUCUAGAGAUAUUGAUAAAGGUUUAUUUCCCAAAUAGGGAAUACCCCAACGGCGGAAUUAUGACAAAUCUUAUCGAAAACCUCCAAGUGGGAAACCAGAUCGAGGUCAAAGGACCUGUCGGCGAGUUUGAGUAUGUCAAGUGCGGGCACUGCAGUUUCAAUAACAAGCCUUAUCAAAUGAAGCAUUUUGUUAUGAUCUCGGGAGGAUCGGGCAUCACCCCAACUUACCAGGUUCUGCAAGCUAUUUUCAGCGAUCCUGAAGAUACAACAAGCGUGCAGUUGUUUUUUGGUAAUAAGAAAGUUGACGAUAUCCUGCUUCGAGAAGAGCUUGACUGUCUACAGAUAAAACAUCCAGAACAAUUCAAAGUUGAUUACUCGCUAUCAGAUCUGCAUCAUCUACCGGAGAAUUGGAGCGGAUUGAAAGGCAGGUUAACAUUCAAUAUUCUGGACAGCUACGUUCAGGGAAAAAAUAUGGGAGAGUAUAUGCUACUGGUAUGUGGACCGCCAGGAAUGAACGGUGUGGUCGAAAACUGGUGCAAAGCGCGCAAUUUGGAUAAACAGUAUGUAGUGUACUUCUGA